AUGGGCAAGGGACAGUCUGAGUCGGUGGACUGUGCCCAUCAUCCGAUCUGCUGGGUGAUCUCUGUGGCCUGGUCGCCGCCCGAGGGUCCCAAAGACGGGCAGCACGCAGUUUGUCCUUCUCAGAGUGCGAGUCUGAGCUUGCACCUGUCUUCCCCAGCCAAAAUCAUCCCCCAGUCCGGUAGCCCGGACUCCCAGGUCUCGCUCCUUGUGCCUCGCAUUUGCCUCACCUUCGGCCCAUUGCUACGGUUUUCUUUGCCAGGCCCGCCUAGGAUGAGAUGGAUCAUGGAUGGGAUCGGCGCUGAUCUCGACAUGUUGGAAACACCACCGGUGAGCGAGGCAAGGGCUGCUAUUCGUAUGUGUUCGACUAUUCGUACAACCAUUUUCAUCUCUGCGGCUUGCCUCGGGAGCAUCGCCUCCGACACCACCUGUCUUGACCAGAGUACGCAGGGUAUUCCCGUUGCAGGGUCAGGUCCUACGACGCGCAGUCAACUAUUCGUAUAUCCAGUUCGCUUCAUCGAGACGAGGCUGCCUCGUGAUUUCAUGUGUGCGUAUCUCAGUCUCAGUUGCCUCCGUGCCUCUGUCCCGCUACCUGAUCAACAUUUUCUAGCAAACGUGGCAGUCAAUUCCCAACCCUCUUCGGGCCACGCGGGCGAAACCCUGUCACGAAGUACAGAGGUUCGUAGCAAAACACAAAAUGGAUUUCCAAUUUCACCGCACCAAGAUUCAUUCCUGCAGCUCAUCAGUGACCACCAGUGCCACCGUCCAUUCGUCGAAGACAGCGGUGGCUUGCCGGGAGCCCAGCACCUAGCCAAACGCGGCAUUUUCACAUUUGGCAUUAUCGUCUCUACCCGCAGCAAGGCCCAGCAAAAACAAAGCUUUACGGAUACGUACUGCAAAUGUGAGUAUAUUGCAUUUUCAUCUUCUGCCGGCUUGGGAGUUGGAUGA
This is a messenger RNA of Colletotrichum paranaense, 945 nucleotides long. RefSeq lists its product as uncharacterized. The transcript is spliced from 3 exons. Bases 1 to 945 code for a protein of 314 amino acids. Lineage: Eukaryota; Fungi; Ascomycota; Sordariomycetes; Glomerellales; Glomerellaceae. The record is from RefSeq and is a predicted model, not a curated record.